Molecule: messenger RNA, 1809 nt
Organism: Penicillium oxalicum
Lineage: Eukaryota; Fungi; Ascomycota; Eurotiomycetes; Eurotiales; Aspergillaceae
Product: putative cAMP receptor-like protein
Exons: 5
Coding region: 1-1809 (602 amino acids)
Biological process (GO): adenylate cyclase-activating G protein-coupled receptor signaling pathway; cell surface receptor signaling pathway
Cellular component (GO): MIS12/MIND type complex; plasma membrane
Molecular function (GO): G protein-coupled receptor activity
Source: RefSeq, a predicted model, not a curated record
AUGUCACCAACGCAGCAGCAACUGUCCGCUAUCUCUACCACAGAGCGUGUCUGCUCGGCGAUUUCUUUGUUCGGCGCUUUCGUGAUCGUGUCGACAUUUCUCAGUUCGUGGUCCUUUCGAAAACCGAUCAAUCGUCUUGUGUUCUAUGCUUGCUGGGGUAAUGUCAUGGCCAACGUGGCCACGUUGAUUUCUCAGUCUGGCAUUCACUCGGGCGUGGAGAAUCCUCUGUGUCAAUUUCAAGCCUUUUUGAUUCAAUGGUUCAUGCCGGCCGAUGCUUUGUGGACCUUUGCAAUGGCGUGUAAUGUCUACUUGACCUUUUUCCACAAAUACAAUUCGGAACAACUGCGUCAGCUGGAAUGGAAGUACAUGACUGGAUGCUAUGGCGUGCCAUUCGUCCCAGCUUUUGUAUACUUUUUCAUCAACACUCAUAGUCGAGGCCGAGUCUAUGGCUCAGCGAUACUAUGGUGCUGGGUCUCUCGGCCAUGGGACUUCCUCCGAAUCGCAACCUUCUACGGACCUGUCUGGCUGGUCAUCUCCCUCACAUUCGCCAUUUAUCUCCGUGCCGGUACGGUGAUCUACCAAAAGCGUCGACAACUCCAAGCAUUAGACCAAGUCGAUUCCCCCGAUGCAGAAUCGGCGCCAGCAUCAGCAUCAGCAUCAGCACCAGCCACCAGUUCACCAUCCGCCUCUCCUGCCGGAAUCCAAGUCACCCACGAGGUUGUCCUAUGUACGCCGGAACGACCGUGCUCAGUGGCUUCUAGUUACACUAGCUCCUCCAUCACUGGCGGCUCUAGCAUCCACGCUCUUGAUUGUCCCGCUCCCUUCACACCCUAUUCGGUCUCCGUCGAGGGUGGAAUUACGGACCCGAUAACAAUGUAUCUGAAUUCCAUUCCAGGACGGCCUCUUCCCCAGGCCGGCACACAUUCACGCUCGAGACAAAACUCGACCGUCUCUCAAUCCGACAUAUCUGUGACUUUGAAACACUCGCGAUUCACCGGUGCAGAAUCAAAUUCGAAUCGGCGCACGACAGCAAGAGAUGCUGGCUCGGCGGCUUGGAUUUAUACUAAAUAUGCAAUGUUGUUUUUUGUUGCAUUGCUUGUUACAUGGUCCCCAGCUCUCACAAAAUACACCAUGUCCGGAUCAAAUUCACACUCCAUACCCUCCAUAUCAACAAACACCUCCGCGCCAACUCCCGGGCUUCGCGCCUCGCGCCUCCACCAAGUCUUCGACCAGGCUCUUGCGCGAACGCUGCGCGCCAACUCCUACGCUAAUUUUGCAGGAUGUUUUCCCACGCCUGCAAAGCAUGUCCCGGCCAGUUUGGAGAGUGUUUGGCGCCAGUUGAAUGCCAAGUUGGAGGAGAGUGCGAAGGCGGAAUUCGAAGAGAUUUUGGCGGAAAGAGAGGCCGUGGCGCAUUUGAAUGAAUUGGAUCGGCUGGUUUCGGAGGCAAAGGAGCGGCGGGAGAGGGAUAAGCAGGUGGGGGAGAAUGGGGGGACGAGGGGAGGUCCUGGCAAUCCACCGCAUACACUUGGAGCCGAGGAACUUUACAAAGCGCAUUUGACACCUUAUCUCGAGGAAGCGCAGGUGAACCUGAAGCAAACACUUGAAGAAACGCAUGCGCAGAAUGCGGCGCUGGCACAAACAGUGCAAGCUCAGCGGCGUGAGAUUGAACAGCUUCUAGCGUCUCUGGAAUCCGUGGUCGGAGACAUUGAAGGAGCGGCUACGGCGGCUACAGAGUUCAGUAGGAAACAUCAUAUUCGUCAAGACGCGAUUCAAAUGGAUCGUGAAGUGAAAGCUCGGCCGGACGUUUGA